Molecule: messenger RNA, 5469 nt
Organism: Corylus avellana
Lineage: Eukaryota; Viridiplantae; Streptophyta; Magnoliopsida; Fagales; Betulaceae
Biological process (GO): DNA integration
Molecular function (GO): nucleic acid binding; RNA-DNA hybrid ribonuclease activity
Source: RefSeq, a predicted model, not a curated record
AUGGUGACUACCCGUUCCACUGCUGCAGCCUCCAACGCACCGCCACCACCCGAUCUAACCGAAUUCAUGAGGCAGAUGUCUGAAUCCAUGAAGGCUCUGAAGAAGCAAAAUGAAGACUUGGCUGUAAGGCUCACAGCUGCUGAGGGCUGUAAUAGCCAGAGGGACCAAGAGCGAGCAAGAAGACGUGAUGAACGGCGUGAAAAAGAAAGGCGAAGGGAAAUUCGCCAUGGAAAGCGGACGGCUGGUUCGCACCGUGACGAAGAAGCAAGUUCAGUCCAAGCUAGCCAUCAUACCACUGUCCAGAAUGAGGAGCACCAAGAGCAGGAGAGGUCCCAGCACACGAGGCCUCGACAGGAACAACCUCAUGGGCAAAAUGAAGGCCAGAUGAGUGCUGACAUGGAGGAUCUGAAGAAGAAGUACGAAGAGCUGACCCGUAAGUUGGCUGCAAAGGAUGAGAAAACCCCUGCUUCGGGGUUCAUGGAUAACACCGACCUGCCUUUCACUGAUCGAGUGUUAAAUUUUCCUUUGCCUGAAAACUUCAAGAUGCCUCGCGUCAAGGAGUUUAAUGGUAGUGGCGACCCUUCUGAACAUAUGGAAAGCGUCCGUGUUCACUUUUCCCUUCAUAGAUUUCCGGAUGAAAUAGCGUGCAGAACCUUUCCUCUCACUUUAAAAGGAGUUGCUCAAGACUGGUUUGCCAGAUUGCCUGCCAAGUCAAUAGACAGUUUCAAAGAACUUGGAAGUCUCUUUUUAAGCCAAUUCCUGGCUACCAAGAAGAGGAGGAAGCACUCAGCUUGCUUACUAUCUUUGCGUCAAGGGAAGGAAGAAAGCCUGAAAGAUUUCAUGCAUAGGUUCAAUAAAGAAAAAUUGUUAGUGGAUAACCCGGGGGAUCAAACGGUAUUAUCCGCGUUAUGGCAUGGGGUCAGGCCAAAUGGGCCUCUAAUGGCCGAAGUAUCAAAAAGUUCGACAGAAAUAACUCUUACCGAGUUUAUCGCCAAGACAGAGGAAUAUAUUAAUCAGGAGGAAAUGAUUAAAGCUCUCACGAAAGGUCAGGAGGAAGAAGACCGGGAGAAGGAGGACGCCAAAAAGGAAGAGGACGCCAAAAAGGAGCCACCUAUAGCAUCUGUUCCGAAGGAAGAAAGGUUUCAGAAGAGAAUAGUGAAGAAGACUGUACCAUCAGUCCCAAAGACAGAACCCCGGCGACGUGAAGAUCGAAGGUUCACACCUUUGAAUACCAGGGUCAAUGAAGUGUUUAUGGAAAUUAGAAGAGACCCAGCUUUCAGGUGGCCAAGUAAGUUGCGGGGUGAUCCAAGGAAGCGAGAUCGGACGAAGUUUUGCGAGUAUCACAAUGAUCACGGACAUUUGACGGAAGACUGCGUAACCUUGCGGCAGGAAAUCGAAACUUUCAUUAGAAAUGGAAGGCUGGUAAGAUUCCUAGCAGGGGAAAGGAACCAAGGCGCGGUGCAUCAACAGCCUUUCCUAUUAGAAGGGAACCGAGCUGAAAGGGCACGGGAGCCGAGACGUGAUCGGGAUGAUGGUCCCAGAGAAGAUCCGAGACCCCCUCGGGAUCAAGGAGUAGUAGGAGAAAUCCAUACUAUUGCCGGAGGAAUAGCUGGUGGAGGACAGUCUAAUUCGGCCAGGAAAGCCCACGCUAGAAAAACACAGGCCAAGGAGAUCUUCACAGUACAGAGACCGUCCAAAGUUGCAAGAAGGGAUUCUGUAAUCCUUUCUUUUUGUGAAGAAGACGCUAGGGGGGUAAUGCAGCCACAUGAUGAUCCCCUAGUCGUAACAGUAACAGUGGCCAACCAUAUGAUUCACAGAAUUUUGGUGGACAAUGGAAGCUCGGCUGAUGUACUGUACUGGCCAGUUUUUAAACAAAUGAGUAUUGAUCGUGAUAGGAUCACACCAUUUAGCUCUCCCUUGGUUGGAUUUGCAGGAGAGCAGGUCCAGCCGAUUGGUCUUAUUUCACUGCCUGUAACGGCAGGGAUGGCACCUAAGCAGAAAACCGUGAUGGUAAAUUUCCUGGUUAUUGAUCGACCAGGGGCCUACAAUGCCAUUAUCGGUAGACCCGCUUUAAAUAAGUUGAAGGCCGUAACUUCAACAUACCAUUUGAUGAUGAAGUUCCCGACGGAAGAAGGGGUCGGAGAAGUGAAAGGGGAUCAGACCCAGGCGAGAAGAUGUUACAAUACGUCUCUCAAGAGGGUCUCGGAUCCGACUCCUAUUGUGAUUGGUACAGUAGGUGGUAAUAACAGGAAUGACCCAAAGGGAGAGCCAGCUGAACCUUUGGAGGAUGUGGUAGUAAGUGGAGACAAGACUUUGAAGAUUGGAACACAGCUCAGUCCCAGAAUCCGAGCCGACCUCAUUAUCUUCCUCAGAAGGAAUUUAGAAGUUUUUGCAUGGACUCAUGAAGAUAUGCCAGGAAUUGAUCCUGAAGACAUCAUCCACCAGCUAAAUGUGGAUCCAAGUGUAAAACCAGUAAAGCAAAAAAGAAGAAAGUUCGCCCCUGAACGGAAUGUGGCUAUAGCAGAAGAAGUGGAAAAGCUUCUCAAAGCUCGUUUCAUCGAAGAAGUAUAUUAUCCCGAUUGGUUUGCUAAUGUAGUAUUGGUCAAAAAGUCCAAUGGGAAGUGGAGGAUGUGCGUGGAUUUCACUGACCUCAAUAAAGCCUGCCCAAAAGACAGUUUUCCAUUACCCCGCAUUGAUGCAUUGGUGGACUCAACAGCUGGAUAUGGAUUACUUAGCUUCAUGGAUGCAUUCUCUGGUUACAGCCAGAUAUAUAUGCAUCCAGAAGACCGUGAGAAAACUGCGUUCAUAACUAACCGAGGCUUGUACUGUUAUAAGGUCAUGCCCUUCGGUUUGAAAAACGCAGGGGCAACGUACCAGAGACUGGUAAACAAGAUGUUCCGAGACCAGAUCAGACGCAGUAUGGAAGUAUACGUUGAUGACAUGCUAGUCAAAAGUGUGCUGCCACAGGACCACGUACUCGACUUGCAAGAGGCGUUCACAACCUUGAACAAGUAUGGGAUGAAGUUGAAUCCCUCAAAGUGUGCAUUCGGAGUUUCAUCGGGAAAGUUUCUCGGUUACAUGGUAUCCAGCCGAGGAAUAGAGGCCAAUCCUGAAAAGAUACAAGCUGUCUUGGAUAUGCAAUCUCCGAGAAACUUGAAGCAGCUCCAGCAAUUAACAGGAAGGGUAGCGGCACUAAAUCGGUUCAUUUCACGAUCGACCGAUAAGUGUCUUCCGUUUUUUAAAGUCUUGCAAAAGGCCUUUGAAUGGACAGACAAAUGUGAAGAAGCCUUCGAACAGCUGAAAAAAUAUCUGGUGAGCCCUCCUUUGCUGAGCCAGACAAUGCCUGGGGAGGUACUAUAUUUGUAUUUAACUGUGUCUCAAACGGCUGUCAGUGCUGCAUUAAUCCGAGAAGAAGAAGGAAUUCAAAAGCCUGUAUACUUCACAAGUAGAGCUUUGAGGGGCGCUGAAGAAAGGUAUCCCCAGAUGGAAAAACUGGCUUUCACCUUGGUUAUAGCAUCCAGGAAGCUCCGACCCUACUUCCAAGCUCAUACUAUCAGGGUGUUGACUGAAUACCCUCUAAAGAAAGUACUAAGAAAGCUAGAUCUUUCGGGAAGAUUAGCCAAUUGGGCUAUUGAACUAGGGGAAUUCGACAUCGAGUUUCUCCCUCGGAAUUCUCUCAAGGGCCAGGCACUGGCUGAUUUUCUGGCAGAAUUCACUAAUUUGCCAGACAUCACCAGCUGGCCAAGUGAUGAGACUUGGGUAAUCUAUGUAGAUGGAUCAUCUACAAAGAAGCAUGGUGGAGCUGGAAUAGUAAUGAUUACUCCUGAUGGGGAAGAGUUAUGUAGUUCAUUGAAGUUGAAGUUCAAAACCACAAAUAACGAGGCCGAGUACGAGGCAGUUUUAGCAGGACUCGGUUUAGCUCUUGAAAUGGGAGCCGAAUUUGUAGAAAUGCGGAGUGACUCCCAAGUCGUUGUAGGACACAUUCGAGGGGAAUUUGAAGCCAAGGGAGACAAGAUGAAGUUGUACUUAUCUAGAGUACAGGAUUUGCAAGCUUUAUUUAAGAAGUUUAGCAUUGCGAAAAUUCCGAGACCAGAGAAUGAAAAAGUGGACCAGUUGGCCAGAAUUGCCUCAACAGCCAGUGAAGAAAUUGAAUCCGAGACUCCUAUCCAAAUUCUUCCACGAUCAUCAGUUACCGAGGCGGUGUCGGUCUCGACAGCCGAGACCAUACCUAAUUGGCAACUAGAAAUUAUGGAAUACCUGGAAAGAGGAGUACUUCCUUCAGAUAGAAAGCUUGCUACCCGGUUGAAGGUGAGAGCCGAAAGGUUUACAAUGAUAAAUGGAGUCCUUUACAAAAAGGGUUUCACGCUGCCACUCUUAAAAUGUGUUUCCAAGGAUGAAGGAGAUUAUAUCCUUAGAGAGAUCCAUGAAGGGGUCUGUGGAAGCCAUUCUGGGGCCAGAAUAUUGGCGCAUAAAGCAGUCCGAGCAGGUUUUUAUUGGCCCAACAUGAGUCGAGACUCGGCAAAUAUAGUCAGGAAUUGUGACAAGUGCCAGCGAUUCGCGAAUAUCACUCAUCAACCUCCUGAAGACUUGAGUGCAAUAUCCUCACCCUGUCCCUUCUCCCAAUGGGGGGUAGAUAUAGUAGGACCACUGCCUCGGAGCAGGGGAGGUGUGCGGUUCGCAGUUGUUGCUGUAGAUUAUUUCACCAAGUGGGCAGAGGUUGAAGCCUUAGUAAAUAUCACGGCUAAGGCAAUAGAGCGAUUUUUAUGGAAGAAUAUCGUAUGUCGGUAUGGCAUUCCCCAUGCUUUUAUCACAGAUAAUGGCAAACAGUUUGACUGCGAGUCAUUCCGAGCCUGGUGUGCCCAGCUGCGAAUAAGGAACUAUUACUCGUCUCCUGGGCACCCCCAGGCAAAUGGGCAGGUAGAAGCCACCAACAAAACAAUUUUCAAGAUCUUGAAGAAGAAGCUGGAUGAUCGGAAAGGAAACUGGGCAGAAGAUCUGCCAGAAGUAUUGUGGGCAUACCGAAUGACCAAGAGAAUUCCAACCGAAGAGACACCAUAUGCCUUAGCAUUCGGGACUGAGGCAGUUAUACCAGCCGAGGUAGGCUCAGGCAGCUAUCGCGUAGAGACCUUCCAAUCCGAGACUAAUAACGAAGGGUUACAGCUACAUUUGGAUUUGCUACAAGAGAAGCGGGAUCAAGCCCAAGUGGCUAUGGCAGCAUAUCAGGCGAGAGUGACUCGUUAUUUCAACAAAAAGGUCAAGCCUCGGAGCUUCAAAGUUGGAGAUAUGGUUCUACGUAAAGCUACUUUGGCAACUAAGGACCCGGCUGAGGGAAAGCUGGCUCCUAGUUGGGAAGGACCUUAUAAGGUGAUUGAGUGCAAAAGAGCAGGAGCAUACCACUUGGAAGAUUCCAAAGGUAAGGCUCUUCCGAGGCCUUGGAAUGCUGAGCACCUUAAAAAGUACUAUGUCUAA